Molecule: messenger RNA, 1889 nt
Organism: Drosophila biarmipes
Lineage: Eukaryota; Metazoa; Arthropoda; Insecta; Diptera; Drosophilidae
Exons: 6
Coding region: 389-1261 (290 amino acids)
Cellular component (GO): membrane
Source: RefSeq, a predicted model, not a curated record
GGUUUCAGUCUGCUGGCGAACGUUGUUGCGAUCACAACGUCUCAGUUCUCAGUUGGUGGCUCGCUGCUCAGAUUCUCAGAUUCUCCGCUCCUCCGAUUCCCAGUUCGUAGCUCUCAAUUCUCCAAGCUCAGAUUCUUCGCCGUCGCGUGUGUGUGCUGUGUGCGUGUGAGCUGGAGGCCGUGUCAGUGUCCGUGUAUUUGUGCAGCCGCAGUAGCAGCAGCUCGAGAAGAAGCAGCAGAAGAAUCUAGCUGCGGAAGAAGAAGCAGAAGACGCGGACGCAGAAGAACCGACGAACCCACAAACCGACGAGGAAUAGCAACUGUAGUUGUUUUUCGGGGAUUUCGGUGGACAAAUCUCGAGAUAUAAACGAAGGAGGCGCAGCACCAGGAUGCCCUGCUCCGCCGUAACCCUAUCUAUAGCGACGAUCUGCGCGAUCAUCGCCACCGCCCUGCUGGCGAUCGCCUUCUCCACGGAUAACUGGCUGCACUACGAUGUCUGGCGCAACCAGAUACAGUCCUUCGCCGACAAGCACUCGGAUGCGGAGUCGCUGCUGCACAACAUGAAUGUGAAGUACUACUACUACACGCGGACACGGGGACUGUUCAGGAUUUGCUACCCCAAGGAGCGACCACCGGUGUCGGCGGUGCCCACCUACCUGUCGCCGAUCGAGACGCACUGCUCGAACAUCGACUACUUCCCGCCGGCGGAGGACGAGAAGAUCGCCAACGAGGACGCCACCUCGCGGCUGCACCUGGCCCGCUCCUGCAUCGCCCUGUUCAUCAUCAGCUUCGUGACCAUCUUCUGUGCCUUCUGGACCGGCCUCUCCGGCUGCUGGAAGCGCUCCUCGGGCGCCAUCACGGCCACCUCAAUCCUGCUGCUAGUCACCUGUCUGCUGGCCGCCGGCGCCAUGGGCCUCUGGCACACCGUCGAGUUCUUCGAGAAGGAGAAGGUCGUGGGCGAGGACUACUUCCAGCAGUGGAACACGGUCCUGCGCGACAACACGAAGAUCGCCUACGACUGGUCCUACAUCGUGGCCUGGGCAGGCAUCGGCACCUGUCUCCUGGCGGCCAUCCUGCUCUCCGGCGCGGCCGUCUGCCUGCGCAACGAGCGCGAGAAGGAGGAGCAGCUGAACCUGCAGUACCUGAUGCCAGUCUACUCGCAGAAGCAGCCGCCCUACCCGCCCUACCCCAACUACGCCCAGCCGCAGAUCUACCCCGGACCCUACUACCACGGCUCGCAGUACGGCCCCUACAACUACUAGGCCCCAAGCCGGGGCACCUGCCUCCAUCGCGGAGCACUCCGCGAGCAAUAUCAGCAUAGGAAUCACAAAUGACCAGGGAGGCAGCCGGUUCUCCACAACCCCUCCCCAGUAGCCAAGCCAACUUGGCGAUCAAAUAGGGCAGCCGCCUAUCGAAAUCUUAAGAACACAUACAUUCUGACAAUGACAAUAACAAUGACAAUGACCAUAAGAUAAAGCAUCCAUUUUUUUUGACCAGAGUUUAGUUAGUAGUCUUUUAGAGCUAUAUAAAUAUAUGCUGUAUGUUAACUGAUCGCGGGACUUGAGUCAACGUUGCGUCCGCGUUUUUGGUGCGCGAACUGGUUGCGCGCAGUUUUGCAAAUAUCUUAGAGAGACGGUUGGACCGAUUCGUCUGAUCGAUGCUAUGUGGACCACGGCGAGGGGCGAGCACAAAGACGGAACAAUAAAGAGUUAAUUUAUUGUAGCACGUAGCGUACAUGUAGCGUAUCUAAAUAAUAAUAAACCAAUAUGUGUGUAUCUAAGCUAAAGUUUCAUUGUACAAUGUAUAUGAAUGUAGUAAUGCGCGACAAGCUUCAAAUUGUCUUCCAAGUAUAGAGCCGUACGUCUAAUGAAUAAAAGUUUCUUACGUUAA